AUGUCGUUGAGCUCUAAACCAGCUCACUACAAACUAGUCUUUUUCGUGCCCCCCUCGAAUCUCGCAGCGUGCAAGACUGCCAUCUUCGGUGCUGGUGCCGGCAGGUAUCCGGGAGGUAAAUAUACCGAAUGUUGCUGGACGGCCACAGGGACUGGGCAGUUCCGCCCUGGAGAUACGGCCAACCCGCAUAUUGGGACAGUGGGUGAGCUAGAGCACACCGAGGAGGUUCGAGUCGAGACUUUGUGCCUUGACAUGGAGAUUGCUAAAAGGUCUGUUGCGGCGUUGAAGAGUGCACAUCCGUAUGAACAGCCUUCAUAUGCGGUGUAUAAGCUGGAGGAUUUCUAG
This is a messenger RNA of Pseudomassariella vexata, 345 nucleotides long. Its product is annotated as GTP cyclohydrolase 1 type 2/Nif3. The record is from RefSeq and is a predicted model, not a curated record. The coding region runs from base 1 to 345 and encodes 114 amino acids. The transcript is spliced from 2 exons. NCBI's taxonomy places the organism in Eukaryota, Fungi, Ascomycota, Sordariomycetes, Amphisphaeriales, Pseudomassariaceae.